Molecule: messenger RNA, 1647 nt
Organism: Cadophora gregata
Lineage: Eukaryota; Fungi; Ascomycota; Leotiomycetes; Helotiales; Ploettnerulaceae
Exons: 2
Coding region: 1-1647 (548 amino acids)
Cellular component (GO): mitochondrion
Molecular function (GO): catalytic activity; FAD binding
Source: RefSeq, a predicted model, not a curated record
AUGGCAAGCCGCUCCAGAGUCACACUUGCUCUUCGCAGAGCUCGAAUCGCCUCUUCGCCAUGCACUCGACAGUUGAGAGCUCUACCCCAGAUUCGAUUGCAAAGCACGGCAACAACGGAAGAGACCGAAGGCAUAGCAAAGGGAACAACAGGGUCCUCCAAAACAAUCAAAUUCACAUCCGAAACCUAUCCCGAAAUCAAACGCGACUCGAAAUUUGCGGAGCUUACUCCGGAACAUGUCAAGUUUUUCAAGGACUUGUUAGGGAAAGAAUCAGCUAUUAUUGAUGGCGUUACGAAAGAUGCCACGGAAGAUAUUGAACCUUUCAAUGGAGACUGGAUGCGAAAAUACAGGGGACACACGAAGCUAGUGCUAAAACCUGGAUCGACGGAGGAAGUAAGCAAAGUGCUGAAAUACUGCAAUGACAAUAUGCUGGCCGUGGUACCACAGGGUGGCAAUUCUGGACUCGUUGGAGGAUCGGUACCGGUUUUUGAUGAAAUCGUGAUCAACAUGAGCCGAAUGAACCAAAUACGGUCCUUUGAUGACGUUUCCGGAGCUUUGGUCUUGGACGCUGGAUGCAUUCUGGAAGUUACUGACAACUUUCUCGCGGAGAAGGGGUACAUCUUCCCAUUGGAUCUAGGGGCAAAGGGAUCUUGUCAUAUCGGAGGCAAUGUUGCAACAAACGCUGGAGGCCUGAGAUUAUUACGGUAUGGUAGUCUCCAUGGUAGUGUCCUAGGGAUUGAGGCAGUCCUUCCCGAUGGAACAAUUGUAGAUGAUCUUUCCAAGUUACGGAAGAACAACACUGGAUACGAUCUGAAGCAACUAUUUAUUGGAGGCGAGGGUACGAUCGGAAUCAUCACAGGUGUUUCUGUGAUAUGCCCUCAGCGUUCCAAAGCCAUUAAUGUUGCUUUCUUCGGUCUUGAGUCGUACGAAAAAGUCCAGGAAGCUUUUAAAGAGGCCAAGGGACAACUCUCAGAGAUUCUGUCCGCAUUCGAACUCAUGGACAGCCAGUCACAAAAUCUUGUUCACAAAGUUACGAAGAACAAACGACCUUUGGAAGGAGAGCACCCAUUCUAUUGUCUGAUCGAGACUAGUGGAUCAAACUCCGAGCACGACAACGAGAAGCUUGAGAAGUUCCUCGAGCAUGUUAUGGAGAACGAAAUUGUCAAUGAUGGUGUAGUUGCGCAAGAUGAGACUCAAGUCAGAGCUCUCUGGGGCUGGAGAGAAGGUGUUCCCGAGUGCUUGGGCCAUUGGGGUGGUGUCUACAAGUAUGACCUGUCGAUACCCAUCAAUGAGCUAUAUGCUCUAGUCGAAGAGACCAAAGCAAAGAUCAAGGAGUCAGGUCUUAUGGGAGACACUGACGACCACCCUGUUGUUGACGUUGUAGGAUAUGGCCACAUGGGUGACUCUAAUCUGCAUCUUAAUGUAGCAGUGCGAAGGUACGAUAAGCGAGUUGAGAAGGUUUUAGAGCCUUUCGUGUAUGAGUGGAUUGCCAAGCGAAACGGCAGUAUCAGCGCCGAACAUGGAUUGGGACUUGCGAAGAAGAAUUACAUUGGAUACAGUCGAAGCGAGACGAUGAUCAAGCUCAUGAAACAGAUCAAGGAGCUGUACGAUCCGAAUGGAAUUAUGAAUCCUUACAAAUACAUAUGA